GCCUCCAUUUCCUCAACUGUGGAAAAAAUUGGGUUGGGCUUGAUGAUUUCUAUAGUGCCUUCCAGCUUUCAAUUCAUGAUCCUCUAAGGUGGUCACAUUUUGGAGUAGCUGGAUCUACGUACGUACGUCCCAUAACCUUUGUCUCUUGGAUUCGGGGGCCCUCUGUCCUUGGCCACAGGUCUGUCUCUUCCUUUAUCUCCUUCCCUUAUCUCUCUGUGGCUUAUCCUAAUUAAGACACUGUGGGAAGAUGAUCUUGCUUUGUCGAAGAGAAAAAAAUAAAUGCUGGAUUCAGGCUUUUCCUCCCUCCUGUGUGUCUCUGAAACCACUCCUCCCCAAUCCAGUCUUAAUGUGGACUAAAGUCAGCCCUUUGGGGCUGUUUUUUGUGGCUUGGUCACCUUUCUUCCAAAUGAACAGGGUGGAGGGAUUAGGAGAGCAGGAGAAAAAAAGAGAUGAAGGGGGUGGAGGAGCAUGGAGAGGGGAGGGGAAACAAGAUGAAAGGUGUAACUGCUCCUUUCUUCUAGGGGUUUGGAGAUAAUUAGAUAUAUCAAGGCUUGUGGGAAAUGUGGACGCUUUGGGGGUGAGACUUGGAUGCAUCCUCAGCCCUUAGAUGCCUCGGUGUGAGUGUGUGUGUGUGUGUGUGUGUGUGUGCAUGCGCGUGUGUCUGUGCCUGCCUGUGUGUGCUGCUGUUGCUGUCAUCACAGAUGUACCCCCAGCUGUCACUCCAUUGCCCCGGCUCUUUCGCUUGAGCACACGCGUUCUCUCCCUCUCCCUCUCUCGGUUUGUUAUUGACCCAGGAGCCCCAUCCCCCUUGCAUGCUGAAAGCCCGUCAUUCCGCCUGCCCGUGCUGCGUGCUGUGUGCCAGUGUCCUGGUCCUGUGGCAAGGGUGCCGACGGAGGCUGCCGGGUUGGAGAAGACCCCGGGAUCAAGUCUGACUCGGCUCGGAUUUUUCCAGGGCUCCCGGCAAGGUUUCCUUGGAAGGUUUGGCUGUCUGAUCUGAGGAGACUGCAGAACAGUUGGAGGGAGCACCAGUGUGCAGCUGCUGCAGCAUGAACCCCCUAAGCUGAUGAACCUUAUUAUAGAUUUGUUUGCAGAAGACAGCACAUUCCAGUUCACCUCCAAAGAGACAAGGGGAACUAGAGGCUGUCCCUGGGCCACGCCUCUGCCCCCCCCCCCCCUUUCCAGCUGAAGCCCUGGGCAGGGCUGGAUCACUGCCACCUCAAUGCACAUGGACUGACAGGCAGGACAAACAAGGGCUCUCCUGUCUCUAUAGACACCAGGAACCAAGAGAAACUUCAGGGCUCAGCAUCAUGCUGGCACUGGGCAUUGGUCAGUGGUGGAGAAGCAAGCUUUCCCUGAAGUGGAGACAGAUCUCCUGGAUUGCCUGCUGGAUUUCCCUGUAUGCUGCAGAGACUCUCCCCACCUGCCCUUUCUCCUGUAAAUGUGACAGCCGAAGCUUGGAAGUGGAUUGCAGUGGCUUGGGGCUCUCCACGGUGCCUCCAGACGUGCCUGCUGCUACCCGUACCCUUUUACUCUUGAACAACAAGUUGAACAUUCUUCCUAGUUGGGUUUUCUCCAAUCUGUCAAGCCUUCAGAGGCUGGAUCUGUCCAACAACUUCCUGGACCAGCUGCCUCAUGCUGUAUUUGGGGACCUGGUGAACCUCACUGAACUCCAACUUCGCAAUAACAGCAUAAGGACCCUGGACAGGGACCUCCUGCAGCACGCACCCCUCCUUCGACACCUGGACCUGUCCAUCAAUGGCCUGGCGCAACUGCCCCCUGGUGUCUUUGAUGGACUCCUGGCACUACGUUCUCUCUCGCUCCGGUCCAACCGCUUGCAAAACCUUGAUCGGGUGACAUUUGAACCCCUUGUGAGCCUGCAGUUGCUUCAGGUUGGGGACAACCCCUGGGAAUGUGACUGUAACUUGCGAGAGUUCAAGCACUGGAUGGAAUGGUUCUCCUAUCGUGGGGGACGCCUAGACCAGCUGGCCUGUACGAUGCCCAAAGAACUGAGAGGGAAAGACAUGCGAAUGGUUCCCAUGGAGAUGUUCAACUAUUGCUCUCAGCUCGGGGAGAGCAGCUCAGCCGGGUUGGAAGUGUCGGGGCCUCCCUGUACCAAGGCCAGCCUGGAGCCUGUUAAACCCAAGCCCGGGGCCGAGCCAGAACCCGAGCCCAGCACAGCCUGCCCCCAGAAACAGCGGUAUCGGCCGGUCAGUGUCCGUCGGGCCAUCGGGACUGUCAUCAUCGCUGGCGUGGUCUGUGGAAUUGUCUGUAUCAUGAUGGUUGUGGCUGCCGCCUAUGGAUGCAUUUACGCCUCCCUCAUGGCCAAGUAUCACCGGGAGCUGAAGAAGCGCCAGCCGCUGAUGGGUGACCCGGAGGGCGAGCAGGAGGAUCAGAAGCAGAUCUCCUCUGUGGCGUGAGACUUCCCCACCCCAUCUGGCCUCAGGAGGAAGGACCAGGAAAGAAAGUCAGGGACUUUUAGCAAGCCCCUCUCAUAGGCAGCUCUCCGGCAUCCCUUCCUCUCCACCCCGAGAUUCUGUGGUUCGGUUCCCCUCUCAGUCUGAUCACAGAGCACAGCUCGCCUCAGUCCCACCUUCCUCCUCCACCCUUCUAGGCAGAGACCGAACAAGAAGCCUUGGGAUUUCUCUGGAAACUCUCCCGGCUUGCUCCCUCAUCAGACGUUUGUGGGUAUUUCCCAAAGGUUCUGGCUGAUUUAAGAAGACCAGAUCCAGGCAGAGGGGAAGCUUCUGGUGAAGAAGGGAGGCCAUGGGGUUUUUAUCUUCCUCUCAUUCUCUUCCGGGUGAAGCCAUGGCUGUGAUUCUCCCAGCAUUUUUCCUCGAAGAUGCUGGAGGAAUGAAGUCAUGGCGACUGGGGUCAGAGGAAGCUUUCGGCUAAUCCUUCUUGUAGGACUGCAGAGAUAAGGCUGAUUCCAUCUUUUAGGCUCUGGUCACAGCCACAGGAACACACCUACCCGACUCUUAUGAAUACGACAAUGAGUCUAUACCUAUUUCUUAUGCUGCAAAUGUAGUUAUGACCCUUAAAUCUGGUCACCAUCUUCAAACAUUCCCUUCCCUCACUGCCUCUGAAUUCACAAAGACAAACUCACGUACUCAUAGCAAUAUCAACAGAACUAUAUUGAUUUAGGAGUCUCCACACAGGACAGAUUCAUGCAUACACAUUCACACAGAGACAGACACCCGGAAUCUUUGGGUAGCUGAGAUGUCACUUCCCCACAACAGAUAGUCAGCUGUUCAACUGUAGAAUCCCUGCUUACUGCAGCCUUCUACAGCCAAUGGGGAGAGAAACCCAAAUCCAACAGCACAAGGAUUCUUUUGCUAUAUCUGCUAAAGUGGGAUAAAGUAUUGUUUCUGGACCAGAUUGCCUAUCACCAUGGUAACCAGCUCGAACCUAGCAUGUUGGAUAUUCUGGGGACACCUGCCCCAGGGGCUUCCGUAGUACUUGUGGCUGGUGCAAUACUAGGAACUCAGACUCACAUCCCAGAAUACUUAUUCAGUUCAGAGCCCACAUGGAGCAGCGCUGCUAGGUCACAGUUAGGACACUCACUUCUGCAUAUGGCAACCCAGUUUCCCCUCUAGAGUCUGAGUUCUGAGGAGGGAAACUAGUCUGUCUGUUACUUCAUCUGUGCUCCACAGUGUGAUUUUGGGCAGAAGAGCAGAGCUGGAUCAUCCUUGGACAAUGCUGUUUGGCCUGGGGACACCCUUUUGGUGGUAGUGGGGAAACAGGGGCAUGGACUUGGGAGAGUGAGUGUCUGGCAGAGAGAAUGAUGUUCCUCCCGGAAACUCACUGCCAGCCAGAGUGCCCCAGGGGAUAUUCCCCUUAUGAUCCCUUCUGGUGCUUGGAGAUGGGUGUAUUCCUAUUCCAGGCAUAGGUAAGCAUGGAUCCACUGGGGAAUCCAUCUGCUUGGUCCUAUUCCCCAGAGUCUUUAAUUACAACUAAAUUGAGGACCAGAAUCUGAGCCAGGAACCUACAGAUUUGGAUUCUAAAUGUAGCCAAUAGUAAUGGGAUAAAUAAGAUAUAUGUCAUACUAAGAGGUGUGAGUAGAGUUGGAAUGGAAGAGGAGGGUUGUGGAGGAAUUGUGGGAACCCUAAUAUUUCUCCCUGGUUUUCCUCCUCUCCUUUCUUCUUCUUCCUUCUCAUCAUGAAUUUGAUGGCAAGUAAUGUUUUUCAUCAUGCCCUGGGAAUACCUUGAUCUAAUCUUUUUAGAUCAGUGGUUUCCCAAGGAACAUCUGAGGGGCUGGAAGGCACCCAACUGAUUUCUGGUUCUAAUGGGGUGUCUUAGGAGAACAAUAAAGGAAGAACUCCAGCUAAAGCACAGGCAAGAAGAGGGAUGAAGAGAGAUAGAAGGGUAAGACUGGGCUGGUCCUGGCUGCCUUUUAUCCACUCCCCCAACUCUGCAUAUGUAGACCAUUGGGGAAAAAGAAAAGCGACGAGAUGUAAGAUGGGUAUGGUGGAGAAGACAUCUUUGAGAAGGUGCUUCUCCCAAUUAAGCUGGGGAGUGGAUACCACUGGCACAAACUCAACAGGUCAACCCUUCCUUGGGUAAGUGGGCCUUCCCUCUUCUUCAUGGGCUGGCUGUAGACCUGAUUGUUGUUAUUAUUGUUUUUAAUAGGGGUGCAGGGGUGGGGGAGGGGAUUCAAAAUGGUGGUGUCUUCAGCACAAGGCAGGAGAUUUU
Molecule: messenger RNA, 4689 nt
Organism: Sarcophilus harrisii (Tasmanian devil)
Lineage: Eukaryota; Metazoa; Chordata; Mammalia; Dasyuromorphia; Dasyuridae
Gene: LRTM2
Product: leucine rich repeats and transmembrane domains 2
Exons: 5
Coding region: 1308-2417 (369 amino acids)
Biological process (GO): axonogenesis; regulation of presynapse assembly; positive regulation of synapse assembly
Cellular component (GO): membrane
Molecular function (GO): protein binding
Source: RefSeq, a predicted model, not a curated record